Sorex fumeus (smoky shrew) is the source of this 3111-nucleotide messenger RNA. RefSeq names its product tetratricopeptide repeat domain 14 (gene TTC14). Lineage: Eukaryota; Metazoa; Chordata; Mammalia; Eulipotyphla; Soricidae. The record is from RefSeq and is a predicted model, not a curated record. The coding region runs from base 112 to 2409 and encodes 765 amino acids. The transcript has 12 exons. Gene Ontology annotation, molecular function: nucleic acid binding; protein binding.
GCGGUGCCGCCUCGGCCCGGGGCCGCCGCAGCGCGCCGGGCAGGGCGAGGGGCGAAGCCGGAGGGCAAAGGCUGGCAGGUCUCGGGCCUGCGGGCCCGCUGCGCUGGCGCCAUGGACCGAGACCUGCUCCGCCAGUCGCUGAACCACCACGGGCCGCCGCUGCUUGCGCUGCUGCGCAGCGAGCAGCAGGACAACCCGCACUUCCGGAGCCUCCUGGGCGCCGUGGAGCCCGGCCGGGGGGAGCCGCUGCCCGCCAGGAAGGAGAAGAGAAUGGACAAUACCGAGAUACAGACAUUCAUUUCCAAGAAAGCAGACCUCCUCUUUGCCCUUUCCUGGAAAUCAGAUGCACCUGCAGCCUCUGAAAUCAGCGAGGACAGUGAAGAUCACUAUGCAGUCAUGCCACCUUUGGAGCAGUUCAUGGAGAUUCCAAGUAUGGAUCGGAGAGAGCUGUUUUUCCGAGAUAUUGAGCGUGGUGAUAUAGUCAUUGGAAGGAUUACUUCUAUUCGGGAAUUUGGGUUUUUCAUGGUGUUGAUUUGCUUAGGCAGUGGCAUCAUGAGAGACAUAUCCCACUUAGAAAUCACAGCUCUUUGCCCAUUAAGAGACGUGCCUUCUCACAGUAAGCAUGGGGAUCCUUUGUCGUAUUACCAGACUGGCGACAUCAUUCGAGCUGGAAUCAAGGAUAUUGACAGAUACCAUGAAAAGCUUGCAGUCUCUCUGUAUAAUUCAUCUCUUCCACCACAUCUGUCCUCUACUAAACUAGGUGUGAUUAGUUCUGAAGAACUUCCUCUGCACUACAGGAGGAGUGUGGAAUUGAAUAGCAAUUCUUUGGAAUCUUAUGAAAACAUGAUGGAGAGUUCCUUGGGAUUUGUUAAUCCAGGAGUAGUAGAAUUCCUUCUGGAAAAACUAGGAAUAGAUGAAUCUAAUCCACCAUCUUUAAUGAGAGGUCUGCAAAGCAAAAAUUUCUCUGAAGAUGAUUUUGCUUCUGCAUUAAGGAAGAAACAGUCUGCAUCUUGGGCUUUGAAAUGCGUGAAAAUUGGAGUUGAUUAUUUUAAGGUGGGACGCCACGUGGAUGCCAUGAAUGAAUACAAUAAGGCUCUGGAAAUAGACAAGCAAAAUGUGGAAGCUUUAGUAGCUCGUGGAGCAUUAUAUGCAACAAAAGGAAGUCUGAACAAAGCAAUAGAGGAUUUUGAGCUUGCACUAGAAACCUGUCCAACUCACAGGAAUGCAAGAAAAUACCUCUGCCAGACACUUGUAGAAAGAGGAGGGCAGUUAGAAGAAGAAGAAAAAUUUUUAAAUGCUGAAAGUUACUAUAAGAAAGCUUUGGCAUUGGAUGAGACUUUUAAAGAAGCAGACGAUGCUUUGCAGAAGCUUCAUAAAUAUAUGCAGAAAUCUUUGGAAUUAAGAGAGAAACAAGCUGAAAAGGAAGAAAAACAGAAAACAAAGAAAAUAGAAACAAGUGCAGAAAAGUUGCGUAAGCUCUUAAAAGAGGAGAAAAGGCUAAAGAAGAAAAGGAGAAAAUCAUCUUCUUCCAGUGGUUCUUCUUCUGGGGAUGAGUCCGUUUCUUCCUCAUCAUCUACUUCCUCUUCUGAUCACAAACGGCAUAAGAAACAUAAGAAGAAUCGCUCGGAGUCUUCUCGAAGCUCCAAGAAGCAUUCGGCUAAAGCACUCUCAAAUCAGGUAGAUCAGAAUAGGAAAGAUGAUUCCUUCCCAGUUCCACCCAAUACUUCAGCGUCUUUUCUUACCCAAAAACAUGAAGUGGAAAAACUACUGGAAAAACAGGAUAGGUUGCCAUAUCAAAAGAAACAGGUAAAAGAGAAAGAUAGAUGUUCUCUGUCUUCAUCUUCAGUAGAAAUUCCGGAGGAUAUUGGAGGUAGGUCUGAAGAUCCAAGAGAUUUUUAUAAUAGUUAUAAAAAUCAGGCAAGUAGUAGCAAAUCUGAAAAGUCGUAUAAAUCAGAAAGACCUUUUUCUUACAGAAGAGAUUCCUCAGACUCCUGCUAUAGGAAUUCAGAGGAAAAGGCGAAAAUACAGGGUUAUAAAAGGUUUGAGAAAGAUACGGAGGGACGCAAAGAGCAUUAUAGGAGGUGGGAGCCAGGGUCCACGAGGUGCCCCCCUUCCCCCGCACACUCAGACUACUCAUGGAAGUCAGUUGAAAAACACAAAAAAUGUAAUUACCCUGGAUCACGUGAUUUUAGUAGACAGGAGCAGAGAUACCAAUUAAGUAGAAAUCAAGGAGAGUAUGAAAAAGAGGAUAAUUAUGAGGAGGAUGUUAAAACAGAACUGCCAGAAGAAGCAAGUAGCAAAGAGCAGUCAGAAAGUGGAACUAAAAAAAAUUUGCCUCAAAAUUUACUCAAUAUAUUUAACCAAAUAGCUGCAUUUGAGAGAGAGAAGGGAAAUAAACCUAAAAACUGAUGUCAAGUGAAUUAGCAUCACUGGACCGCUAAUAAAGGUUUUGAAUUUUUAGGCUUAACAGCCUAAGCAGACUUACCUACUUGAAGUUAUUUGUAGAUGUUGCAGAAAGCUAAGGCUUUUUAACUUCUUUUAGUGAGUUUAUUGCUGUUAUAGAACCUUCCCAAAACUUGAUUUUUAGUAUUGUUUCAUGUAUGAAUAUGUGUAGAAUUCCUUAUUUUGACAAUUUGAUUUUUUUUUUUCACAUAAAGAUACUUCUCAAAGUAUUUAACUGUACGUGAGAAUACCCAUGUUCAUCAGCCCUUAUUACCUUGUUGGAUAAAAAAUUUAAAUUUGUGCUUUGAACACUUGUACUGUUUAUCGUAAAAAAUCAUUUCAUUUUCUUUUCUGUUAAAAGUCCAUGGUCUACAAAAGAAUACUUAAAUUGAGUGUUCCUUAUGUGCUUAAAAUUAAAGUGCUCUUUAAAUUUAUUCAUAAUUUGCUUAAUUUGAGGUUUUUUGGGUAGAACUUCUUUCAAAAUGGUAGAUUACAUGUCUAUUUGGCUUCUUAAUAAGCCUGAUUUAAUUCAAUAUAAUCUGUGUACAGAAAUUAAGGCUUCUACAUAGCUUAACAACUAUUAGGAUUAAAGUCAUAAAACUGGGUUUUUUCUCUGUAUCUUUAAGCUUAAUAUAAUGCUAGUGGCCUAAGUAUAUUUUAACUUGGAGA